CAAAUAUUUUUGUUAUGUCAAGUGUUUAGAGAAAAAAACAUUUUGAAAAUAAGCCAUUAUUGUAAAAAGCAAUAAAAAUGUCUGUUACAUUACAUACGGAUUGCGGGGAAAUCAAAAUAGAGCUGUUUUGUGAAGAUUGCCCGAAAACAUGUGAAAAUUUUUUAGCAUUGUGUGCAAGUGAUUAUUACAAUAAUUGUAUGUUUAUCAGGAAUAUCAAAGGAUUCAUUGUACAAACUGGAGAUCCAACUAAUACGGGGAAAGGAGGUGAGUCAAUAUGGGGCGGGAAAUUUGCAGAUGAGCUCAAAGAAAGUUUAAAACAUAAUGAUAGAGGAAUAGUUUCAAUGGCUAAUAGUGGUCCAGAUACAAAUGCAAGUCAAUUUUUUUUCACAUAUGCUGCUCAACCUAAUUUGGACUUAAAGUACACGGUUUUUGGAAAAGUAAUUGAUGGUUUUGAAGUUUUAGAUGACUUGGAAAAAUUACCGGUUAACCCAAAAACUUUUAGACCAUUAGUGGAUAAGAAAAUUAAUAGCAUUACAAUACAUGCAAAUCCAUUAGCAGGAUAAAUACAAUGAGGAAAUAAGUACAUAAUAUAUACUAUUAUAAUAUCUUUUAUUUUGGAAAUAUUUAAUAAUGUGCUUUACUUUUAAUUAAAUAAUGUGUUGGUUGAAAGAAAAUAUACAUAUGCGUCCUUAACUAUUUAAGU
This is a messenger RNA of Condylostylus longicornis, 703 nucleotides long. RefSeq names its product peptidyl-prolyl cis-trans isomerase-like 3. Gene Ontology annotation, biological process: protein peptidyl-prolyl isomerization. Lineage: Eukaryota; Metazoa; Arthropoda; Insecta; Diptera; Dolichopodidae. Gene Ontology annotation, cellular component: catalytic step 2 spliceosome. The transcript is spliced from 4 exons. Bases 78 to 563 code for a protein of 161 amino acids. The record is from RefSeq and is a predicted model, not a curated record. Gene Ontology annotation, molecular function: peptidyl-prolyl cis-trans isomerase activity.